Molecule: messenger RNA, 644 nt
Organism: Hordeum vulgare subsp. vulgare (domesticated barley)
Lineage: Eukaryota; Viridiplantae; Streptophyta; Magnoliopsida; Poales; Poaceae
Product: pectinesterase inhibitor-like
Exons: 1
Coding region: 21-575 (184 amino acids)
Biological process (GO): negative regulation of catalytic activity
Molecular function (GO): pectinesterase inhibitor activity
Source: RefSeq, a predicted model, not a curated record
CAAUACUAAGCUAGGUGCAAAUGCAAGCUACAACGGCGAGCACUUCAACAUUUGUAGCUAUUUUUCCCGUCGUGCUCGCCAUAGUGUCCUCUCACCUCCUUGUUGCCCAUGCUAACACUAAUGUCAUCUCCCGCACAUGUAACAAGACCAAAAACCCUGCAUUGUGCAUAUCGGUGCUUACUGCCAAGCCACAAAGCUCCCAUGCCUCCACCGAGCAUGACCUCGCCAGCAUCGCGUUGAAGAUCGCCACUAACACUGCGAAACACAAUGUCAAGGUCAUCGGUAACCUAUCCAAGAACAACCAGAGCACACCUGAGGGGUUUGCACUUGCCAUCUGCCUCAAGGCGUACACUGAAGCCACUAGUGCCCUUGAGAUUUAUGCCGGCUCUAGCUUCAAAAUUGGGUCAUAUACUGAUGUGUUGCAGGUUGUUUCGUUUGCAAUGGACGUCAGUUAUACAUGUAAGGCAGCGUUCACAAAGAUAGAGAAGAAGUCCCCAGUGUCCUACAUUGAUCGCGAGAUGAAAGAGCACUGUACUGUCGCUAGCAACCUCAUCAACCUACUUGUUCACAAGUGACGACAUGUUAUUCGUGCCGCAUAUAUGCCUAUUGCUUUCAAUAAUCAAUUGAUAAUGUAUUUGAAAAUA